AUGACGAUUGUCAAUAUCCGUCGUGAUGUGGACGACAAAUUCUAUCGUUACCGCAUGCCCCUCUUGGAAAUAAAGAUCGAGGGUAAAGGAAAUGGUAUAAAAACGGUCGUGCCGAACAUGUCUGACAUUGCUCGUGCGCUGAGUCGCCCACCAUCUUACCCCACCAAGUACUUCGGCUGUGAACUUGGUGCGCAGACUAUCAUUGACGACAAGAGUGACCGUUACAUUGUCAAUGGUGCACAUGACGUCAACCGCCUCCGUGAGCUUCUGGAUGGUUUUAUCGACAAAUUCGUGCUGUGUGGUGAUUGCAAGAAUCCAGAGACCGAUCUCAAGAUCAAGGAUGGCGACAUUCUGCGAGAUUGCAAGGCCUGUGGUAAGCGUACCUAUGUGGAUAUGGGCCAUAAGCUUACGACGUUUAUCCUCAAGAACCCCCCACCGAAGCGCAUGAAGGGCACCAAGGGUGCAAGCGCCACUAGUGGUCAAUCCGCUCAGGCAGAUGGCGAUGAGGAAGGCGCGAACAGUGAUGACGAACUUACGCGCCGUAUCAAUGCUGAGGCGGAGCGUAUUCCCACUGCCACUCAACGUGACAAAGCUGAAGUCGACGACGACUGGUCAGUGGAUACCUCAGAGGCCGCUGUAGCAGCUCGCGUCAAGGCUCUUGAAGGUGCAAUGAGUGUCCUAGGCACGGGCAACGACGAUGAGGAGGGCGACGAGGAUGAAUCGAGUCCGUACUCCCAAUUUGGUACCUGGAUCCUCGAAGAGCGUGAAGCCGGUAAGAAACUAAGUGCUGCGGAAGUGUACCGCAAGGCUCAGGAGCUGGACAUCGAGAAGAAACAUAAGACGCUGCAAGUUCUGUUCCAGGCGCUUUUCAGUGAGAAUGCAGCGGCUGAAAUCGAGUCUUACGCGCCGCUUCUUCUCAAAAUGGUCACGUCAGAGAAGCACCAAAAGUCCAUGCUGGGCGGUAUUGAGCGUUUGGCUGGUCUUGAACACCCUUCGCUCGUUCCAAUUGGUGUCCCGAAAAUCCUCAUGGCACUAUACCAAAUCGAUGUGCUGGACGAAGAGGUGGUUCAACAAUGGGGUACGCACAUCUCGAAGAAGUAUGUGGAUAAGGAGACAUCGAAGCGUGUUCGAAAAGCUGCUGCGCCCUUCCUCGAAUGGCUUAAGCAAGCCGAGAGUGAAGAUGAGGACGAGGAUGACGAAGAGGAUGAAGACGAAGAAGACGGUGCCGACGCGAACGGCGGCUACCAACAGGGUGACAGUGACUUGGAUGACCUGUAG
Messenger RNA from Malassezia restricta, 1278 nucleotides. RefSeq names its product translation initiation factor 5. The record is from RefSeq and is a predicted model, not a curated record. Gene Ontology annotation, cellular component: cytosol. Gene Ontology annotation, biological process: formation of translation preinitiation complex; translational initiation; formation of cytoplasmic translation initiation complex. Gene Ontology annotation, molecular function: GDP-dissociation inhibitor activity; eukaryotic initiation factor eIF2 binding; translation initiation factor activity. The transcript has a single exon. The coding region runs from base 1 to 1278 and encodes 425 amino acids. NCBI's taxonomy places the organism in Eukaryota, Fungi, Basidiomycota, Malasseziomycetes, Malasseziales, Malasseziaceae.